GGCGGAUAUGGAGCUCUCAGAUUGGCAGAGGCAGCGCAGAGCUACAGGUACCGCUCCCUUGUGAAAGUGAACCGGGCUGACAGAGAGCAGCAGCAGCGGCAGCGCAGGAGAGUGCCGCACCCUUUCUGCUCCUCCUCAGCGGAUGACUGUGCGCAGGUUGCACGCGCUGAAAACUCCCGGAAGCAGCAGGAAAGUUGAGGUGACGCUGACCGCUUUAAAGUUUUUUUUUUUCUCAGAAGAAGAAACGGAGCGGCAGUGUAGAAACCUCCCACACAGCAGUUUCUGUUGACUUUCGAGCCACUUCUUUUUCUUUUUCUUCUUCUUCUUUUUGUUUGUCUCAGUGCUCAAGAGGCGUUCAGAGUCCUCAGGUGAUCUGAAAUGUAGGUACAGCCUGACCUACAUUAGAGUUGAACAACUCCACGAAAUUUGAACUGGAUGUACCUGCGGGACAAGUUCAUAGUUGCAAGGAAAAGACUUCCCUGAUGUUGUUGGAAACGCCUUAAUAGGUGACGGCUUGGGACUUUGGAUCUUUUUAGUCGGCCUUCCAACUCAUGGCAAGCCGACCUCCAACCUGCCGAAGAACACAGCUGUAAACGUCGCCACAAUCUUUGGGCUCUAUUGCCCAUCGACUAAACGUCCAUCUGUUUCAAGUCUUCUCUGACGCCAUGUCCGGCACAAAUUCCAGCGUCACUGUAUGCUACUAUAAUCAAACUGUGGAAUUUUUUUACAAUAACGCCAAUAAGAAGAUUUCUCCAUCCUGGCGCAAACGGGACUAUGCGGUCGUCUCUUUGGGACUGCUUGUUUGCUUCAUAGUUAUCCUUUCAAACCUUUUGGUCAUAUCGGCCAUUUUCAAAAACCGCCGCUUUCACUUCCCCAUCUACUACCUGCUGGGUAAUCUGGCUGUUUCAGACUUGUUUUCAGGCGUUGCCUACCUCCACUUGAUGUUUCACACUGGCCCUUGGACCAUGAAGCUAUCUCAGUACCAGUGGUUUCUUCGCCAAGGGCUAAUCGACACCAGCCUCACGGCCUCCGUCCUCAAUCUUCUUGCUAUUGCCAUGGAGCGACACCAGACCAUCUUCAACAUGCAGCUGCACAGCGAGAUGAGCACGCGGCGGGUUUUCAUCAUCAUAUUUUUCAUCUGGAUGGUGUCGAUUAUUAUGGGCCUUUUUCCCACCAUGGGAUGGAACUGUCUGUGUGACCUGAAGAGGUGCUCCACUAUGGCGCCGCUCUACAGUCGCAGUUUCCUGGUGUUCUGGGCGCUUAUCAACUUGAUUACUUUCUCCAUAAUGGUGGCCAUCUACACCCGGAUCUUCUUUUAUGUGAGGCACAAGAGCAGGCAGAUGUCUGAGCACACAACCCCGACCAGACACAGAGAGACCGUUCUCGGCUUGAUGAAGACCGUUUCAAUGAUCCUAGGCCUCUUCGUGCUCUGCUGGACCCCGGGCCUCGUUCUGCUGAUGCUCGACGGUCUCUAUUGUGAAACAUGUAACGUGCUGAACUACGAGAAGUACUUCCUGGUGCUGGCCGAGUGCAAUUCUUUCGUCGACCCCAUCGUCUACUGCUUCAGGGACAAAGACAUGAGGAAAACCUUCAAGGAGCUGCUGUGCUGCUUGUGCCGCCGGGGCAAGGGCCCGUCUGAUAAUGACUUUACCACCCUCGAGGAGUCGAGGCUUCGUACCAUCCGGAAGGCGACGAAGACCAACGGGACGCCGCUCAUGAACCACGUGUCGGAGGAUCACGCCGCCGCCUCAGACGGCUUCCACUGACACGACCUGAAACGCUCCCUUGACGGCAUCUACCGAUGUUCGAAUGCUUCAAAAGACGAUGGCGCGCCUCUGACCAGCAGGCGGACAUGAAAUCCGAGCGAUUUCAAUCCUCCUUUUAAUAGACUUGAACUGUCUCUGAAUGCGAGCUGCACUCCGGUUUUAGAAGCACUCCACAAAUCAGCAGCAAGAACAGCAUGAUGGCGUGCAGAAGAAGUGAAAGGACUGUUACCAAGGUGGCCAUUUUGAAACAGACCAAUGCAAUGUAAGCCCUGCCACACUGUGCUUAUGUGCGCGCAAAAGCUGCUACAUCAACUCAUCAACCUCUCUUCCUGUAGAUUAGAAACAUAAUUGCUAAAGCGAACAACGGUAGCUUAAAAAACGCUCCGAAUUACGCUUUGUGGGACAUUUAAUACUUACCAUCUCACCUUGAUUUCAUAAGAAUCCAGAUUAUAAAUAGCUAGUUUAUGAAAAACUUUUUUUCCCCUCCAUCGUUUCCCGCUUUUUCUACAAAAAGGCAGCUAAAUGUUUGCGACGUAGCUUAGAGAUGAUGAUGAUGAUGAUGUCUGUUUGCACCAGAGAUUAUUUUAUAAAGCAAGCCAUUAACUGUAAAUAGUUAACGUUGUAACUUAUCACUGUUUUUUUGUGCCGUCUUGAAUCCGUCUCGUUGUUGGUUGUUAAUCUGACAUUGAGCUGGCAGAGGAAGGACUUGCUGACACCUUUUCCUUUUUACUGUUUUUAUUUUAGAGUUAAGAACUAGAUUUUUUUUUUUUUAAUGGUUUAUUGUUUUUAUUUGGGAG
Messenger RNA from Xiphophorus maculatus (southern platyfish), 2563 nucleotides. It is a transcript of the gene lpar2b, whose product is annotated as lysophosphatidic acid receptor 2-like. Bases 666 to 1766 code for a protein of 366 amino acids. Gene Ontology annotation, cellular component: membrane. Gene Ontology annotation, biological process: G protein-coupled receptor signaling pathway. The transcript has 5 exons. The record is from RefSeq and is a predicted model, not a curated record. Gene Ontology annotation, molecular function: lysophosphatidic acid receptor activity. NCBI's taxonomy places the organism in Eukaryota, Metazoa, Chordata, Actinopteri, Cyprinodontiformes, Poeciliidae.